AUGGCUAUCAAAUUUGCCAUCCGUAUGCACAACCGCUACACCAACCUCAAGGCCAAAGCCAAGAGAGUCCGCAUCAGCAACAACGGCGACCGCAAGCAAUGCCUCUGGUGUCGGAUCCUCAGGCGCAAGAGCCCCCAACUCAUGAAGGACGCAGAAAUAUACGACUGGAUGUCCUCCUGUCAGUCGUAUGACAGCCCCUUCGUCCACAACAACCCGGAGAUGGCAGCGGACCAAGACCCAAAAGGCAUCUUGGUCACCGAACCAAGACUUCAUUGCCGGGAGGGGGCCAUCAGCCGCCGCUCAGUCAGGUUCGACCUACCCUGUCGGCAACCCAGCGUACGCUCGGCCAGACCUCCCUCGUCGCGGUACUCUUCAGACGAGAACUGCGUUGACAACGACGACGACAAUGACUGGUCAUCCGAGGUCUGCUCUGACGACGAUGAGGAGGAUACCUACUACGAUGCCGUAGAUGGUCUCGAAACCCCGACCAGGCACGUUGUCGCCAUGCGCUCGACGUACUCCCCCUUCGCGUCGGACCUCCUCAGUCUCCCGGCCGCGUACUGCCCCUAUCGGGCCCCUUAG
Messenger RNA from Colletotrichum orchidophilum, 582 nucleotides. RefSeq lists its product as uncharacterized. The record is from RefSeq and is a predicted model, not a curated record. NCBI's taxonomy places the organism in Eukaryota, Fungi, Ascomycota, Sordariomycetes, Glomerellales, Glomerellaceae. Bases 1 to 582 code for a protein of 193 amino acids. The transcript has a single exon.